UGUCCUGACCCUCGGUACCAUUCUGCUCGACCUGCCGCACACCGGACUGACUGUCGCUCAGAGCUCCAAGUUUCAAAGACAGAGUCAUCGUCGGGAAUAGGGCUACACAUGCGAAGCGCCUUGCGCGGGUUCUCGCCGACCUCCCGGGUGUCAGUCAGAGGAGCCCCCCGAAGCUCCGCUGCGUGUGCAGACUCUGGGCGAGGGACCGGUUGUAUGGGACUGUUGGCGUCUCCCACAUGUGUUUCGCUUUCUGUUUCCUUCUCUUGCCAAACAUAAUUUUUUUUAAAAAAAAGGCGUGCCUGCUCUCUGCACAAGGAAACUGCCUUUUUGCAUAAAUACUCAUCGAUAUAUAUAUUUUUACAAGCCCCCCUUCUGCUGUAGCGAGAGGUGAUAGUGAAUCUGUUCCGUGACUCCCACAGAAAACAUGCCACAACAGUCGGAAUUCAACUGUCGCUACUAACCGGAUCUUCGUGAAGGGAGAGUGCGAAUAACAUCACCAAGAUUCCUUAUGAAGGAGGCAAAUCAGAAGUGUAACGUGGCAGAGGGAUUAAACUCAGGGGCACGCAGGAACUGUCGGUAUCCUCAGAAAGAGUUCUCAAGCCAGUCCGGAACUGUCUACCGGCUCAAGACUUUGAUAAACAGCGUGAUUUGCCUGCAGUUAUUUCUGCCCAAUAUAUUUGGAGGACCUAUAUGCAAGACAGGGAACCCAGUGACUGAUGAUAUAAAACGCAUUGAUGAACUGGUUGGGAACUUGCCAAGUGAUUACAAAAUCCAGAUAAGAUAUAUUUCUAAAGUCCCUAAUGUGACAGAUACAUGUUGGCUGCAUCUAACAGUACCCGAAAUGUCCUUCAGCUUAGACAGCCUUUCAGAUAAGUUUGCCAAGAACUCAUCAAAUUAUUUAAUUAUUGAGAAGCUCCACCGGAUUCUGAAUGGUAUUCACAACUGUCUGUCUGAAGAUGGAAAGGAUUACGUGGAUGAAUCCGAAUACACUUGUGAAAAAUCCAACCUGGAGCCCAGGCAAUACUUCAAUUACUUCAACGAAAUCAUUGGCGCCUUCCAGUCAGCAGAGGACAGCAGCCCGUGUGACUCCGACGUCAGCUGCAGGGUGGAGGAGCCAGACGCAGGGCGUGUCUCCAACUCUACCUUAUACACUCUGGAGCAGAUAACUAAAACCUGUGUGCCCAGGUGUGAACACACACAUCCGGAGCGGGGUAGGCCGGUCCGUGCUAAGAGACACUCUCUCACAGCCAAUCAGCCACUAAGCGAUCUCAAUCAUAUCAAGGGAGGUUGUAUCAACUGUGCCACAUUAAUGGACCAUUUUCCUAUGAUUCUGACCACCGUUGCUUGCACUGCGACGAUCACUGUGAUUCUCACGUGCCUCAUCAUCCAGACACAGAAGAGAAAGCGAAACAGUAGACGUAACCCAACGGACAACGAGCAUGAAGCAGCAAGGUUGGAGACAGAGCAAGAUGUCCAAUUCAUCGCUGAAAAUCAAGAUUCUUGUACAUAAAGUUACCAGCUGAUAAUGUGGUAGUCAGUUUUGUGCAGUUUCUGAACUGGUCCAAUAUUUUCCACACCUGUAUUAUUUCCAUUUGACAUGAAGAAGAAACGGGAUUGAUGCGAUGGACUGGUGGCAUCUCCUUUGGUGAGAUGGUUGCGGGAGGUCCCCACUGAGCGUUGGAUGGGUACCUUCGCUGACAGAAGUGCACCUUCGUUCUCCGAGUGGAAGCCCCUUCUUGUCAUCCCUAACUUGCAAUGAAUCCACAUCGCACCAGGACUUUCCAUCAGCUCAGAGAAGGCAAUGAGUUUAGCUUGGAACUGAUGGUGGAAUAAGGAGAAAGCAGUGAUUUAUACCAACUUCAUGGUGUAAAAAAGUACUUUGGGUUCUUACAGGACUACCUGUAUCUAAACGAGGUCAUAAACUUAGCAGCAAUGAGAUGUCGGUUCUACGCUUUAUUUAGAAUGAUGCAACACAGAAGGCGGCCAUUCGGCCCAAGGUAGCCCUGCUGGACAUUACACAACAUAGCACAUAUUGAGUUUGAAGGCACAGACAAACUUGCAGGUGAAGACACAUUGGGAAGGCUCUGAUUUUGCCGGGGUUUCCAAAAUGCUCAGCUGUCUCAGCCUGGCCAAUGUAACCCAUUUGGCAUUAAGCUGAGAUCUCAAAGAUAACUCAGCAAUAAAGAUCACUCCUGUAGAAAGCCAUUCUGUAUAGGAGUAUAGGAGAAUCCGAAGAUCCAGGUUUCUCACCUCACUUAGAUAGUCCUGGAAUUUUUGAUGCCUCUCUCCUAACCAAACCGGUAGAUAUCCAAUAUGAACCAGUUAUUAUUCUUUUUGUAUAUUAUAGUCAAUGUUGAAAUAAUGAAUGGGUCACAUUGAUAAAUCUGCAUCAAUGUGUCAGAACAAUAAUUUGCAAAGGCAUAUCCUAUGAUCUAAACUAUACCAAUGUAAUUAUGUCUUUAAAUGGAAUUAUAGCUGAUAUUUAACCCAGUAUAAUAUUCACAUUCUAAUUAACUGUUCAUUCUUCUUGUCUGAGGGAGUGCACACUAAUUGGCUAAUAUGUUUCUCACAAUGAAAAGUCAUUUCAUUGGCUGAACAGGGUCCUAAGGUAAUGGAAGCACUUUAUCAUUGGCUGUUUCUGUACCUAGCUCAUUGGUUUGUUACCUCACCUCUAAGUCAUGUGAUCAGUAGGAAUGUGCAAUGGCUUCCUGCUGUGCUGAGAAAGUGUGGCAUUGUCAAUGGUGUCUUUCAGAUGAAACAUUAAAGCAAGAUUGUCUCUGCUCUCUCAAGUGCUUGCAGAAGAUUUUACAGCAGUAUUUUGGAGUGAAACAGAAGUUCUUCCUGGUAUCUUUCCUUUUCCAUAUUAUAUGUCUAAAUCAUGAAUGGUCACAUCAUUUAAAAUGCAGCAAAGAAAUGGAACCUCAGUCAUAAAAGGCACAUUCUACAGCUAUUAAAAUACCAGUGCAAGUAUGUCUUAAUUUAAUCUGACAAUCAACAUCACCAAAAUCAAAUUCCCCGAGGCCUUAAAACUCUAACAAAGAAUAUCCUGAGAUGUGAAAGGUGCUACAUGAAUACAACUUCCUUCUUACAAAACAGUGUUGACCUGAUCAGAUCUUUUGGGCACAAUGUCCAUGAGGAAACCAGCUUAUGGUGAGCAAAUAGGGUUUCACCCUCAUUUCCCUGACCUUAACCUUCCCUUUCUUAGCUACAUUCUUCACCCCUCUACUAAUGUGUUUCAUCUCCAGGAACAGAUGUCCAUUACUUUGACGUUGACAAAUACCCUUUCAGCUACCCUGUUGCCCAACCACCAGAAACCCCUCCCUAAACUUCACCAGCUUUCCUUCAAGCCUCCUCAAAGUCCAUCCCAGCUUUUGGACCCCUGCCCCAGUUUGUGUCAAAUGCGUGAUAUUGACUACUGGUAAAGGAUUUUACUGUGUCAAAUGUCCUGUGUCAAGGAAUAUUGAUGUGUAUACUCUAAACCACUGUGGGGGGUGGGGGGGUCACAUCUGAUGGGAAUGAUAGACAGUAUUCCAAGGAAUAUACAUUUUUUAAUAAAUUUCUGGAUUUUAUAACUAUUCCUGGUCUCAUUUUCCUGUGUUUUUGCCCAUUCCAUGUGACUUCACAUUGUCCCCUAGAUAGACGAGGUUGAAUAAUACAAUCCCAUCUUGCUUCUCUAACACAGCAUCAGAAUUUGUCUGGUUUACACACUAUGGCCUUAAGAAUUCUGUGGCUGAUCCAAACAUAAAGAUGCUUAAAGGCCAACUUCCCUUUGCAAAGAUCCUGUGUUUCCUAGGAGAGACUAUAAGAUGUAGGCAUACAAUCAGGCCAUUUGGCCCAUCGGCUCCAUCAUUCAAUCAUGGCUGAUUUAUUAUUCCUUCUCAACUCCAUUCUCCUGCUUUCUCCCCAUAACCUUUGACAACCUUACUAAUCAGCAACCUAUUAACUUCCAUUUUAAAAAAACCCAAUGAUUUGGUCUUCACUGCCUUCUGUGGGAAUGAAUUAUGUAGAUUCACCACUGAUUAGCAGAAAUUCUUCUUCAUCUCAGUUUUAAAAAAAAUAUCCCUUUAUUCUGAGGCAGUGCCCUCAGUUGCUAGACUCUUAUGCAUUUGGAAACAUCCUCUCUAUGUCCAUUCCAUCCAAGUCUUUCCGUAUUCAGUGAGUUUCAAUGAGAUAACCCCCUCGAACUUCUGAGCUCCAGGGAGUACAGACCUAGAGACAUCAGAAGUUCCUCAGAUAAUACUCUUGUAUUCCUAGGAUCACUCUCGUGAACCUCCUAGAACUAGGAGUGUAUGCAAAGGGAGACCAGAACAGGGAGGGAUCAGGGACAACUGGCCAAAUCUCAGGAUAGGCUAUUGAAUUGCAUUGAACCGCUGCUGCUAAGUUAGCAAAUGUCACGUCACAUGCCAAUGAUAAUAAACCCGAUUCUUCUGAUUCUGAGAAUCCAAAGGUCUGGAACAAAAUGAUCCUGGACAAAUACAGUUCUUUGUUUUACAAA
This is a messenger RNA of Hypanus sabinus (Atlantic stingray), 4495 nucleotides long. It is a transcript of the gene kitlga, whose product is annotated as kit ligand a. NCBI's taxonomy places the organism in Eukaryota, Metazoa, Chordata, Chondrichthyes, Myliobatiformes, Dasyatidae. Gene Ontology annotation, biological process: cell adhesion; positive regulation of cell population proliferation. Gene Ontology annotation, molecular function: cytokine activity; stem cell factor receptor binding. The transcript has 11 exons. The coding region runs from base 509 to 1510 and encodes 333 amino acids. Gene Ontology annotation, cellular component: plasma membrane. The record is from RefSeq and is a predicted model, not a curated record.